AUGUUCUUCCGUUCGCGAGUCGCGGCAGAAGCAGCGGCGUUGAUGACUUAUUGGAGGAUUUUACGUUCUCGUCGUCCUCGUUCUCUUCCUUUAUCUCCUUUAUCUUCACCAUCAUCGUCGUCGUCUCGUACGCUUUCCUCGCAUUCGGAAUUCAUAAUGGAAAAAGAACGAGGCCAAUGGAGUGCCUUCGUGGCAAAAAACUCAUUUUCUUCUUCUGCCGCGACGCGGAGGGAACUCAACGCGGAAAUCGAAGAAGAAGAAGAAAAGCACGCUCAUCAAUGGAUGACGAACAACGAUUUGAAACUCGAGUUACAACAACUGUUCAAUCAUCAUCGUUACAACAACAACAAGAACAACAAGAACAACAUAAAAAACGCGGCUUCGACUAAAAGUGAACCGACAACAGGUGCACAGAAUUAUACGACGACGAAGACGACGAAACAAAAGAAGAACGAAAAAAAGUGCGUCGUUGGAAACGUGCCAGAAUACAUCUGUCGCUCUUCCUCGUUCUCCUCCGGGGUUGCUACGAAAAAAGAAUGCGACGAUGCGACGAAGACUUUAGUGGUGGCGGGAAGAAACGAGAAGACACGCUCGGAAUCCGAUUUACUCGGCGAGCUCGAUACCAUUCCAAAAAACGCUUUGUACGGUAUUGCCACCCAAAGGGCAGUGGACAAUUAUCCAAUCACCGGAGUGAAACUGAGCCACUUUCCGGAGUUUAUUCGCGCUUUAGCGUUCGUCAAGAAAGCAGCCGCGACGGCUAACUUUAAGGUUGGAUUAAUCUCGAAAGAAAUUUUUGAGGCGAUUUCCAUCGCGUGCGAUAGUUUGUUGGAUUCGAACGAACAUCACGGAGACUUCAUCGUCGAUGUCAUCCAAGGCGGCGCUGGCACAUCCACAAACAUGGCUGCGAACGAAAUCAUCGCGAAUUUGGCUAACUUGAGUUUGAACAAACCAAUCGGAUCGUACGAAAUCGUCCAUCCGAACGAUCACGUUAACUUGUGCCAAUCGACUAACGACGCCUAUCCUACCGCCGCCAAACUCGCGGUUGGUUUACACCACGAAAAAAUGGUUUGCGAAUUGAAACUGUUGAUUCAGUCUUUCCGCAAAAAAGGCGACGAGUUUAAAUACAUCGUCAAGAUGGGAAGAACCCAGUUACAGGAUGCCGUGCCGAUGACGUUGGGUCAAGAGUUUAACUCCUUUGCCAAUUCUCUCGAAUCGGACUUGGCGUAUUUAAUGAAGAACGUCAACGCGUUGUAUGAAUGCAAUUUAGGAGGCACCGCGAUUGGUACCUCCAUUACCGCGCACAAAGAGUUUUCCAAAGAAUCGAUCGACGCUUUGAAAGAUUUGACAAAAUUACCAUUCACAAGCGCGAAAGAUUUCGUCGAGGCGUCGAGUUCCACCUCUUCGUUUUUGUUGUUUUCGAGCAUUUUGAGAAGAAUCGCUUUGAAAACGUCAAAAAUUUGCAACGAUUUGCGUUUGUUGAGCUCUGGUCCGAGAUGUGGUUUCAACGAGAUUGAUUUACCCGCCGUCGCGCCUGGGUCUUCCAUUAUGCCGGGGAAAAUCAAUCCCGUCAUCCCCGAGGUGAUGAAUCAAGUGUGCUUUCAAGUCAUAGGCGCGGAUGCCGCGAUAUCCAUGGCUUCCGAACACGCGCAGUUGCAACUCAACGCGUUUGAACCUUUGAUCGUGUACAACUUAUUAAACUCGUUAGACUCCAUGACCAACGGUUUAAAAGUCUUGCGCGAAAAGUGUAUCGAUGGUAUCACCGCGAACGAAGACGUGUGCGCGAGCCACGUGAACAAUUCCAUCGGCAUCGUGACCGCGUUGUUGCCUAAAAUCGGGUACAAAAAAGCCACCCUCGUCGCAAAAACCGCGCUGGAAACGAACAAACCAGUUUCUCAAGUCGCCACGGAAGUGCUCAACUUUCUCUCCCAAGACGAGGCGGAAACGCUGCUGAACAUCGAAAACAUGACCGGCGUCGUCGCCGGCGAUAAAAACGCCGAGGCAAAAAGAAACUCGUAUCCCAAACGAGGCGUAGACAUCGAGUCGCCGCAAUCCGCCGGAGGUGAUAAGUGUAACUUCUGGAGUUACAUGUAUCCGCCGGAGAGGCAGUUGUUUCAAUCCGCCGGCGCUAUGUAA
Bathycoccus prasinos is the source of this 2133-nucleotide messenger RNA. RefSeq names its product aspartate ammonia-lyase. The coding region runs from base 1 to 2133 and encodes 710 amino acids. Gene Ontology annotation, molecular function: aspartate ammonia-lyase activity. Lineage: Eukaryota; Viridiplantae; Chlorophyta; Mamiellophyceae; Mamiellales; Bathycoccaceae. The transcript has a single exon. Gene Ontology annotation, cellular component: cytosol. Gene Ontology annotation, biological process: aspartate metabolic process; tricarboxylic acid cycle. The record is from RefSeq and is a predicted model, not a curated record.